GUGGGUGUGGUCAGGAUGGUGUUGGGCGCUCCGGACUGUCAGGUGCAGAGAGACCGGAGGAUGGAGAGCCGGACGGUGCGCGUGGAGAGAGGCCAGAGGGCGCAGGUGGUGUGUGUGCUGGGGACCCGCAUCGUCAUAGAUCUCAAUGGCGGCUCUCCGGCGGACUGCAAGUGGUUCAGCAUGCGGCACAGCCCGAACAUCGAGACCGAGAUACUCAACAGCGACGCCUCCAAUCAGAAGGUGGUCAAUGGAGAGAAGCUGUGGCCGCUGUCCAGGAAGACCGUGUUGGAGUUGUACAUGACACAGGCAAGCGCGGAGAUCAACGACGGCAAGAUAACCUUCGCCUACUAUGGAAAGGGGGCGGACGCUCCAGUGGAUAAAUCCGGAGUGUACCUCACAGCAGUUGGGAUUUCGCUGGAUGUUGACGCUGACCGCGAUGGAGUGGUAGAGAAGAAUAAUCCACAUAAGGCCUCGUGGACGUGGGGCCCCAACGGUCAGGGGGCCAUCCUGCUGGUGAACUGUGACAAGGACAGCCUGUUUUCCCGCACGGUGGACGGGGAUGAUAAUAUCUCGCUCUCCAAGACAGAUCUCCUGGACAUGUCCAAGAUGGUCCUCAGAAUUCAGGGGCCCGAGAAACUGCCUACGGGGUAUCAGCUGAUGCUUCACGUCUCCGCCACGGAUGCACAGAGCCUGGGUGUCUUCUAUCUUCACAGUAAAGUGUACACGCACGUCCUGGGCAGGCAGAAGUUAUUCUACAAGACCCGCUACACGGGGACUCGAGAACUGGAGUUCUUUGUGGAAGGUCUCCGCUUUCCAGACGAGGGUUUCGAUGGUCUGGUAUCCAUAAAGGCCAGCCUACUGGAGACUCAGGUGGAGGGCAUUCCGGAAACCCCAAUAUUCACAGACUCCGUGGCGUUCCGGAUCUCUCCCCUCAUAAUCACUCCCAACACUCUGGAUCCCAUCGAGGUUUACGUCUGCAGCGUUAAAGAAAAUUACCUCUUCUUGAAGGCAAUCAACAAUCUAGUGAGCGACGCCAAGCUCAAGGUCCGGAUCUGCUUUGAGUACGUCAACCGCGGCGAUCGUUGGAUGCAGGAUGAGAUGGAAUUUGGGUUUAUUCACGCUCCACAUAAAAGUUUUCCAGUCGUGUUGGAUUCACCGAGAGACAGAGGACUGAAAGACUUUCCCAUACGGCAACUGCUGGGACCAGAUUUCGGCUACGUGACAAAAGUGGCGGACGCUGACGAGGUGACCAGCCUGGACUCCUUCGGGAAUCUGGAAGUGAGCCCGCCGGUGACCGUCCGCGGCAAGAAUUAUCCACUGGGGCGAAUUCUGAUUGGAAGCAGCUUUCCCACAACCUCCGGGAGACGGAUGACCAAAGUGGUGAGAGAUUUCCUGCAGGCCCAGCGGGUUCAGCCGCCCAUCGAGCUCUUCAGUGAUUGGCUGUUUGUGGGUCACGUGGACGAGUUCUUGACUUUUGUGCCGGCGCCAAAUCGGAAGGGUUUCCGCCUCCUCCUGGCCAGUCCGGCCGCUUGUUUCCGAAUCCUGCAGGACAAGAAGCAGGAGGGACACGGAGACGCGGCCAUUCUCCAGGGAUUUGAAACCAAGAGGUGGACGGUCACCAAAGUCCUCUCCACGGAUAUCAUAGUGAAGGAGAACGGCUACGCUCAGCACUGCAUCGACUGGAAUCGUGAUAUCCUGAAGAAGGAGCUUGGUCUGACAGAAGACGACAUUAUCGAUAUUCCAGCUUUGUUCAAAUUGCAGGAUGGACAGGCCAUUGCGUUUUUCCCCAACAUGGUCAAUAUGAUCGUCCUGGGAAAGAUACUGGGAAUUCCCAAGCCAUACGGUCCAGUCAUCAAGGAGACCUGCUGCCUGGAGGACUAUGUCAUCGACCAGCUCAAGCCACUGGACCUGACCUGCACCUUCAUCGACGACGUGGUGUCCUACCACAAGAAGCUUGGCGAGGUGCACUGCGGCACCAAUGUACGCCGGAAGCCGUUCAGCUUCAAGUGGUGGCAGAUGGAAGAGCCACAGAGUGGCAAUUGAGAGCGAAACUUCCUGUCCCCCAUCUGUCCUCUCCUCCGAUCCGGUGUGCAGUGAAGCCCUCUAGUAUAUCGGGACUGUAAAAAUACUGCUAAUCCCAAUCCCUUUGUUGUGGGGCCACUAAUCAAGAAAGCAGAGAUACCAGAAUCCAAGGGCCACUCAGCUGCUACAGCCAUUGUAUAGACCAGUGAUCCCCAAACUGUGGCCCAGGAUGCGGCCUUCUGCUUGCUUUUUAUUUGGUGCUUGGGGCAAUAGUUCAUUCUCUAUCACCAAUGAAGGUGCUAUCGGGGGGGUCAUUGUGCCCCCUCGUAUAAAUGGCCAUAGGAAAGGCAACGCCAUAUUGAUGGUGAUGGUUUGGAAUGGGUUGUCCAACAAGCUCAGGUCAGGUGUCCACAAUUCUGCUCAUAUAUUGUAGAUGUUUGUUUCUCCUAAGAAUCUUGUAAUUCUGUUAUGUUUCCUGUAUUGCCCACCUGAUCUCCAUGUACUAUACAGACGCACAACUUCGUUCUAUCUCCCUCUCCAGAAUAAAUUACUCUUGUUUGUAGACAUGUGCACUGCCGAAAAA
Rana temporaria (common frog) is the source of this 2605-nucleotide messenger RNA. RefSeq names its product peptidyl arginine deiminase 2 (gene PADI2). The transcript is spliced from 16 exons. Gene Ontology annotation, molecular function: calcium ion binding; protein-arginine deiminase activity. The record is from RefSeq and is a predicted model, not a curated record. Bases 16 to 2043 code for a protein of 675 amino acids. Lineage: Eukaryota; Metazoa; Chordata; Amphibia; Anura; Ranidae. Gene Ontology annotation, cellular component: cytoplasm.